Messenger RNA from Tuber melanosporum (Perigord truffle), 1041 nucleotides. RefSeq lists its product as uncharacterized. The record is from RefSeq and is a predicted model, not a curated record. Lineage: Eukaryota; Fungi; Ascomycota; Pezizomycetes; Pezizales; Tuberaceae. The transcript is spliced from 3 exons. Gene Ontology annotation, biological process: dolichol-linked oligosaccharide biosynthetic process. Bases 156 to 827 code for a protein of 223 amino acids. Gene Ontology annotation, cellular component: UDP-N-acetylglucosamine transferase complex.
GACCAACCAAACCGAAACCCACACACACCACAUUUCCCUCCCUCCAUUCAGUACGAGGUAGAGUUUACGGUACGGUGCGCUACCUCCCCACCUAUUCCUCCAACACCAAAGCGCACCUACCCACCAUUCUGCAGCAUCACAAACACGCACUCGUCAUGAUUUCUCUCUUCCUCACCGGGAUGAUAAUCCUUUCCUUCCUCCUAUUCCUCCGCCUCCUCUCAGUGACCCCGCCCAUAACCCGCACCCAGGGCCCCUCCCCCCCCUGUUCCCCUUCUACCAGAAAGCCGCACAUCCUCUACCUCCUCGGCUCGGGCGGGCACACCGCCGAAAUGCUCUCCCUAAUAUCCUCCCCUUGUCCCUCUGCCAGCUCCUCUCGCUACAAGCGCACAUACAUGAUAUCACGCGGCGACGCCCUCUCUGUAAAAAAAGCCGCUGCAUUCGAAUACGCCUCCACCUCCUCCCCGACCUCUUACGACAUCCUAGAGAUCCCCCGCGCACGGUUGGUCGGACAGAGCUGGCUGAGCACGCCGUGGACCUGCGCUGCGUGCUUGGCUGGCUGCGUUCGCGCUUUCGCGCGGGUUGGCUUUCCAGACGUGGUUGUUUGCAAUGGACCUGGAUCCGCGGUUGUGGUUGUUGGGGUUUGUUUUUUUUGUAAGCUCCUCGGACUUUGUAGGACGAGAAUUAUUUACGUAGAGUCGUUCGCACGGGUUCGCUCGUUGUCGCUGUCCGGGAGAUUGCUGUAUGUGUUUACGGAUAGGUUUAUUGUACAAUGGCCCGGGCUCGUGGAGAAGUACCGGAGAGCGGAGUAUCAUGGAAUACUCAUUUGAAGUGCUCUCUAUUUUUUUCUCUUUUUCUGAAUUUCUUUUAUCCGGAUUGAGUAUAGAUAUUCCUAGAAGGGUGCGGGUGGCGUUAUGGAUGCGGUUUAAGAUGAAGCAAAUUAUUUUAAUAGUUGGUACUAUCGUAGGAUUGCUAUAUUUUCGGACAGACCGUUAUUGUAAGGUACAUCGUUUUAUACUAAUAUGAACCCAAAGACUUCAUUUG